GCCUGUGAGUCGCCGGUGCCCCACCCACGCCGGCCUUCUUCCUGGUCCCUGAGUGGAGAAAAGAGUGGAGCAGAGGGGAGAGAAGACAGGAAAGGAAAGGGAAGGGAGGGCGGAGUGGAGUGGAGUGGCGUUGAGUCGAGUCGAAUUGAAUUGAAUUGAAACGAGAGAAGACCCAACACUGUCCUUGUUCUUCCAUUUCCUCGUCCUCCAUCUCUGUCUAUUGUCUGGCUGGCUGGCUUGUCUGCUCUGCUCUGCACGGCUGAGCUCUGUUGCAUCGAGCGCAAAGAGGACUGGUCACUGAAGUGGCGGUAUUAGCUUCUGUUCUUUCCUUCCACCGCCUCUGCUGCUCCUGAUCACUCCUUUUUAUUCUUCUCUUUGCCUUCUCCUCCUCCUCCUAGACCUUGCCCCUACCACCGCCAUCAUCAGCCCCACCCGUCCUCCAUCGUCGCCCGCGUCGAACAGUCGUCGGUCACCUAUUUUUGAUUGAUUGAUCGAUUCGCGUUCGCUCCACCGCGAAGAAGCGCAACAGUAAGAUCUAUCGAUCUGCACAGGUGUCGUCGAUUUUAGUUUGUGUUCCUAAUUAUCGUGCUCUGUGUAGUGAGGAUUCUUCUAGAGCUCUAGACGGAGUUUCUUCAGGUGGAGCGGAUUAGAGGACAGUGAUAAGUGGUGUUUGCAAUUAGAGCGAGGAACUGGGCUCGAUCUGGUACUCUGUUUCUUUGUUUGUGAUUUGGAGUACGGAUGUACACGGGACGAAGACCAGCAAAGAAGUGAUCUGUUCAUCUCGAUAGCCUUUAGUGCAGAGUACAGGAAGGAGUUAUCUGGGAAGAAAAAACGAUGAGCAAGCCACUAUUUAUGCUGAAAAGGUUACGUCAUAUACAGGCUGUGGCAUGCGCCGGUACUUGAGGACCAGCAGCUUUGCGGCAUUGCGGAUCAAAUGGCAGGGAGACCCGCUGUGGAAUCAAAUCUCGCCGCCUGAAAUCAACCUCCCACAAUUGGAGUACUGCAAGUGCGGAUAGCUGGAAAAAUGGGAGCCAUGAACGGAGUCGUGGAAUGUAAAAAUUGCGGAUCCAAGACUUUGGGAUCACCUUCCGUACGGCCUGUAUCUCUCGCAUACGACCGCCACCAUAGCAACCCUGCCUCUCGUUUUCGCGCUCUCAAUGUUCUGCUGGUGGUUGGAGAUUGCACCUUAAUCGGCCUACAGCCGAUUUUGGUGUAUAUGUCUAAAGUUGAUGGAAAAUUUCUAUUCAAUCCAGUGAGCGUGAACUUUCUUACAGAGCUUGCUAAAGUUGCGUUCGCAAUGUGCAUGCUGCUCUUUGCGGUACGGAAGCAACAUCCAGGAGAGAAGUCAUUACUUUCGCCGGUGGUGAUUUUACAGGCUGCACGUUCGAAUUAUCUUCUCGCUGUGCCAGCGUUUCUGUAUGCCAUAAACAACUAUCUUAAGUUCAUUAUGCAGCUAUAUUUCAAUCCUGCGACUGUGAAAAUGCUCAGCAAUCUGAAGGUGCUUAUGAUAGCUCUGCUGCUACGAGUUGUAAUGAAGAGGCGUUUCACCAUUAUGCAGUGGGAAGCGCUGGGACUACUGCUGAUUGGGAUCAGUGUGAAUCAACUGCACACUACACCCACUGGGACAACUGUGAUAGCCCCUCUCGCAUCAAUUGCUUACAUUUACACUUUGAUAUUUGUUACAGUACCGUCGUUGGCGUCUGUGUAUAAUGAGUAUGCUUUGAAAAGCCAGUUUGACACCAGCGUCCACCUCCAGAAUUUGUUUCUAUAUGGAUAUGGAGCAUUUUUCAACCUUUGUGGCAUCGUCUUCAUGAUCGUCUACAAUGGAUCCAGUAGUUUCAACUUGUUGGAGGGCCAUUCCAGAGCAACGAUGCUUCUGAUUGUCAACAAUGCUGCUCAGGGCAUAUUAUCUUCCUUUUUUUUCAAAUACGCUGACACAAUUUUGAAGAAAUAUUCGUCCACGGUCGCCACAAUAUUUACCGGUCUUGCAUCAGCUGCUCUUUUCGGACACACUCUGACAAUCAAUUUUAUCUUGGGCGUCUCCAUAGUUUUCAUCUCCAUGCACCAGUUCUUUUCUUCCCUUCCGAAGAGUAAGGAGGGUCACCAUCAGAAUGAGGAAGAUGGAGCCGAAUUCAAUGCGAAGAAAUUGAGGUCCAAGGAGUCAUCUUUUGUCAAUAUGACUGCUGGAGCUACGGAAGAGGCAAGCCAUAAAAUUGGAAUACUGAGCGAGAGAGAACCUCUUCUUCCCACUUGAGGCUCUAAUUUUGAGGGCUCAUAAUGUGGUUCGGAAGGCGCAAUCAGGUAACAUGAUUUUUAUCAUGUGAGUGGAUGCAUUCUUGGAGGUUACAUAAGGCGGGAACACAAGUCUGUAGCUAUGUAGAGAAAAUAGGUCAAUUGCAGUACUGGAGAAGCCUCUGAGAUGGCGGACAAGAACUUGGGACUCACUCAUGCGGUGCUCCAAAGAAACAGAAUUGUAUGCCAGAAAGUCAUGGGUAAGGCUCUGGCUUUACCCGAAUUUUUACAAAAUCGUUACCACAGGGUACACCGCUAAGAGAAUGAAAUCUCGAGGCAGUGAUAUCAUGAAGUCCACGUGCACCACCUUGUGGCGAAUUAGAUAUAACUAGUAUAUCAGCAUUCUUUAAUCAUGGAAUGGUUACAAUCAGAAGUCUGGGUACGUCUGUAAAUAGAAUUGGUGCCCCAUAGACAGGAACGUUCGUCACCUGUGCCAUUUAGUACGCAUUAGUCGUUGGAGUGUCAUACAACGAGAGUUCAGGCAAUCCCAUGUCUGAAGCAGGAAGUUUUGAACAGGUCUUCACAUUAUUUUCGGAUAGAAGUGCCGUUCCCUACAUUAGAGCCAUUGGCUUCUACCGUACCUAUUGGAGGGCUUUCGAUGAUGAUGGAUCAUCACGUAGUAUGUCAUAGAGACGAAGAUACGGUACAAUUAUCAUAGUGACAGUGGCAGAAGGUACAUGGAAUUACAGAGGAAAGAGAACUGGAAUUGCUAUUUCUGGUGAGGUCCAGAUAUUCUGAUGGUGAGAGCAUCAGUAUUCCUAGCCAGACGCUCGUUACGUUGUCAACUACACGAAAUGAAAAGUCGAUAUCGAGCUUUGCGU
Messenger RNA from Marchantia polymorpha subsp. ruderalis, 3113 nucleotides. The record is from the annotation of a GenBank genome assembly. Lineage: Eukaryota; Viridiplantae; Streptophyta; Marchantiopsida; Marchantiales; Marchantiaceae.